UGUUGGAACUUAAUUGUUUAUUUUGCUUAAUUGAGGAUGAUUGUGAUCCAGAAUGUGGGACCCAGUUCCCUAGUAAGGAUUAGGAGACUAUGGACGAAAAGGAUUCUGUGGGGUGUCCUCUUUGGGCUGAUGGUCCUUAUCUAUGGCUCUCAUGCACCGCUCAUCACUCUCACCAAGGUAGAUGGUCAAGUCCCUUUCAACCCCUCAUCAUGUGUUGUCAUGAUUGAGUUAUCCAAACUCUUGAUUUCUGUGGCGACUCUUGUUCUAACAGGGGGUACAUCCGCCUUACGUGCUCCUCCACCUCUAGGCCGCGUGGCCCCCUAUGCAGUCCCUGCCGUACUCUACGCCUUCAACAACAACCUGGUAGUUCUCAUGCAGGCCUACAUGGACCCAAGCUCAUACCAAGUCCUUUCUAACCUGAAAAUUGCCUCCACGGCCCUGCUGUACUCCCUCUGCCUAGGCAAGAGGCUCCGGCCUUCUCAGUGGUUAGCUCUGGGGCUCCUCAUGGGUGCAGGGGUGUGCCACAGCUACAGCAGCCUGGAUCUAGGGGACCGUGAGAGGGCUGAAGCUGAGGAAGGUCCCAGGCUUUAUAUCACAGCUUGGGGGCUUUUCCUUGUGCUGGUGUACUGCUGUGUUUCAGGGCUGGCAGCAGUUUAUACAGAGAGGGUGCUGAAGAGCCAGAAGCUGCCCCUCAGCUUGCAGAAUUUCUACCUCUAUGGGUUUGGUGUGGCCAUCAACGGGCUCUCAUCGUUCUCCUUUGUAGCAGGCGAAAAGAGCUUUCUGGAGGGUUACUCUGGGGUGGUUUGGGCCAUUAUAGCAGGGCAGGCAGCUAACGGACUCCUGAUGUCUGUGGUGCUCAAGCACGGCAGUGGAAUCACUAGACUGUUUGUCAUUUCCUGCUCCAUGCUGGUUAAUGCUCUGUUGUCUUGGGCCAUCUUAGGGCUGCAGCUCACACCGAUUUUCCUCCUAUCUGUGUCUAUGAUUGGACUGGCAGCUUACCUUUACUACAGAUAGUAAAUAACUGAACCACAAGGCCCUUUGAACUCAUUACAGUCUACCUGUUCUUCUGUUUCCUAGUUUCUUUUUGGUUUUUUUGAUGUAAUUUCUUUUCUGCCUUAUCUAUCUGCCUUAGGAAAUCCAGAAUCCAACAUAUUUUGAUUUGUAACCGUAUUAUGUGUAAACAUUUAUGUCAGCGGAAGCCUAAUUUGACAAUUUACAUAAUAUUUUAGAAUUUAAUAUAUAAUUAUGUUACACUGAUGCAAGUUAAUUCUAAUAAUAAUGCAAAUCAGGAUUAGUUAUAUCUUGACUUCAACAUUUCUGAAGACUGCUGCUAUUGUCGUUUUGUUUUGUAUUUCAUUCUCUGCCAAGAACAAUGUCCAAGAUAAUGUCAGUGUUGUAAAGUGUGUUAAUAAUUAGCAAUAAAUUGACAAAACAUUUUA
Perca fluviatilis (European perch) is the source of this 1439-nucleotide messenger RNA. RefSeq names its product solute carrier family 35 member A4 (gene slc35a4). Gene Ontology annotation, biological process: pyrimidine nucleotide-sugar transmembrane transport. The transcript has a single exon. Gene Ontology annotation, molecular function: pyrimidine nucleotide-sugar transmembrane transporter activity. Lineage: Eukaryota; Metazoa; Chordata; Actinopteri; Perciformes; Percidae. Gene Ontology annotation, cellular component: Golgi membrane. The record is from RefSeq and is a predicted model, not a curated record. The coding region runs from base 37 to 1014 and encodes 325 amino acids.